AGUGUCCUCGUAGCUCUCAAGUCGACUAGCUAGAAACUUCCAUGGCGGAGGCUGCAGCUACCGGCCAGCCCCAAGCGGCGGCCAACACCAAAUACUACAUGAAGAACGCUGUGUUCUCCAUGAUCUCGCUGUAUCUUGCGCACCAGUUCGCCGGCUACAUCUCCAACCGCGAGGAUCCCAUCGCCUGUGACGUGCACGUGAACGAUCACUCGUGGUUCGGCGAGAGGCGCUACGAGUCGCUGCGGUUCUUCGACCCCAAGAAGACCCACCACGAGACGCAGUACGUAGCCAUGCGUGACGGCGUCGACCUGGCCGUGGACUCGUAUCUGGCCGAUUAUCUCUGGGAGAAGCAGCAGAAGGUGCCCACUGUGCUCUUCCCCACUCGUCACGGCCGCGGCUACACUCUGGACUUCCCCUUCAACAUGUUCACACGCUACGAGCGCAAGUUCACCAACCCUCGCGUUAAUGCCUACGUGCAGCGCUUCGUCACUAACGGAUACGCUUGGGUCUCGGUGGAUGUGCGCGGUACUGGCGCCUCGGCCGGCACGAAAGCGUUCGACUUUGCUGAUGCCGAAGUGCAGGAUGCCUAUGACGUUAUCGAGUGGAUCACUAAGCAGCCCUGGAGUAAUGGAGAGGUCGCUGUCUUCGGGCAGGGACUGGAUGGAGUGGGUGCUCUCCUUGCAGCUGCUAGUGGCCACCCUGCUCUUAAGGCGGUCUCAGUGAACAGCGCGCCGGUCGAUGUGUUCCAGGACGCGCUGUUCCCUGGCGGUAUAAAGAACGAUAAGGCUCUGAACGACUGGGCGUCGUUCACAGGCGCUACAGACCGUCAGAUCCGCUGGAACAAUAUCCCGACAUUUAAACCCCGACUGAUGCUCAAACAUUUCGGUGGCCAAGUCUACCGAGUGGACGACGAUGACGCUAAAUUCGAUAACUACAUCUACCAGCACACAAAGAACCCGGAUUUGGCUCAAGAACUCCAGGACGUGCACUUCCGAGACGACAAACUCGCGUCGAUCGGCGUCACUGCCGAGCAACUGGACGCUAUUCGCCAUCUCGGUGCAAUUGCCGCUUCUGGUGUUGCAUUGCAGACGUCGGCCGGUUUCUUCGACAUGGGUGUGGCUCGCUCUAGUAUUUUACUGUUCAAGUACCUGACCAACAGUCUGGAUGCUGACACGGCCUCGCUAUUGCCGGAGCUGCCCAAAGAGGCCUUGGAGGCCAUUGAGAAGGACGCAACUCACCACCGACUCACACUUGGACCGUGGAGUCACGCUGGUGUCGACAACGCCGACCCGUUCGCUCAGUCCAAGCAGAAAUGCUUCUACCACUUGGACGAAGUGAGUCGCUUCUUCGACCACCACAUGUAUGCUAACCGCCGCAAGAUCACCAAGAUCGAGGACGAACUCCCUGUGCACUACUUCACUAUGGCGCACAACCGCUGGAAGGAGGCGAGUUCGUGGCCACCGUCUUAUCUGAGUGACGAGACGUUCUACCUUAACGCCAACAAGGAGUUCCAGGCGGAACCAGAGAGUGAACAAAGCGAAGUAACCCACAAUGUUACGGUCAAGCCGACAUUGGACGCGGUGUCGCGCUGGAACAUGCUGGACCACCUCUUUGGUCUGCGUCCCAUGUACUACCACGACCGCACGCCUCUGGCUGACCAGUACGCAACGUUCCUUACGUCUGAAUUGCCACUGACGGAGAUCACGGGGGAGGCCGAACUGCGUCUCUUCUUCUCAGUCGACCAACCCGAUGUCAACCUCGUGGCUUAUCUUGAAGAUGUUGACUACACGGCUCCGUUCCCGAACGAGAACAAACGUCCUGGCGUGACAUACAUCACUGAGGCGCUGUUGAACCCCGUACACAAGACCAUUCGCCCAGAUUCGAGUGUUCACUCGUUCAAGCGUGCAGACUCGCGUGAGAUCGUCCCUGGUCAAGUAUACGAGGCUGUUCUCCGCUUCCAGUCCACUUCGUACGUUGUAAAACGCGACCACCAGAUUCGGGUGUCUGUGGGUGUUGCUAGUCCGCCCGAUUUCGGCUCGGCUGGCGAGAAAGAGGCCACAAAGCUCACUAUCCACUUCGGAGGCGCCUACCCUACCAAACUUACACUUCCGUCGUAUACAGGUGUAUAUAACGCCAAUGUGGUGCCUCGCGCUGAAGUGGUGGAUGACCUCGAGUCGAUCCCGACUGAAUCUACCGAGAAACCUUCGGAACAAGACGAAGUGGACGAGUUCGCUGAGGUGCCUGAGGCCAAGGACGAGUUGUAGGCAAACAAGUGGUGACAGGCUAAUACUUUGAUGCUUAUUCACGGAAAGUGAAUCGUACUUCGAAGUAAGAAAUAACUAGUCGAUCUUUAGGAUAAAACUCGGUUACUGAACAUUGUGCUAUGUUUUCGAGGUAGAGUUCGUAUUCAAAGUAGUGCCUGUUUCGUUGGCAGAGAACAUGUAAAGUGCGUUACUACAGAUUGGGAAGCGAUU
This is a messenger RNA of Phytophthora nicotianae INRA-310, 2474 nucleotides long. RefSeq lists its product as hypothetical. Gene Ontology annotation, molecular function: dipeptidyl-peptidase activity. Lineage: Eukaryota; Oomycota; Peronosporomycetes; Peronosporales; Peronosporaceae. The transcript has a single exon. The record is from RefSeq and is a predicted model, not a curated record. The coding region runs from base 42 to 2264 and encodes 740 amino acids.